CUGUCCAAGAAGAACAUAUUUCUAAUAUCACUCGGCUUUGACUAGUUGAGCUUUAAGACUAACAUGCUUUGGAUCGUACAUCAACGGCUGAAUAUCAAAUGGUCUACCCGAUGAAAUCGCCGUCGUAUCCACGUAUACGAUCUCUCACCAGCGUGGAAGCCUUCACACAGGCUAUGUAGUAUAAGUAUCUUGAGCUGUCGUUAGGGAGGGCUGGAGCAUCACUUUGAACACUUUCCGCGACUGUCAUGGGCAAUCACCUUUCUCUACUGGGUCAAUCAUUCCCGUCCGAGUCGAAAUUUCACGUCGAUGACAUCCCCGACCUGACCGGGAAGGUCAUGAUCGUUACUGGAGCUAAUACUGGGAUCGGUAAAGAGACAGCAAAGGCCCUGUUGAACCACAAUGCCAAGGUAUACAUAGCUGCCAGAAGCCAAGAGAAGGCAGAAGUAGCCAUCAAGGAUCUUAAAAACAGCACUGGGAAAGAGGCUCUCUUUCUAAAGCUUGACCUCGCAAAUUUGAAGUCUGUGAAAGCUUCUGCGGAAGAAUACCUCAGCAAAGAGACUACGUUGGAUGUCCUAUUCAAUAGCGCGGGGGUCAUGUUCCCUCCAAAAGAAUGGUUAACCGUGGACGGAUAUGAUAUGCAAUUCGGAACAAAUGUCCUUGGGCACUUCUACUUCACUAAGCUGCUAUUGCCCACCCUCAUUGCUACCGCAAAAUCUGCGCCUGAUGGCAAAGCUCGUGUUAUCACGACUUCGUCCUCGGCACAUAUCCUGAAGGGUCUCAACUUCUUGGCGUUCGAAGAUGGUCCUGCUCGUGGGAAGAUGUCUACUACUGACCUUUAUGGGCAAAGCAAAACCGGCAACGUCGUACAAGCAUUCGAACUCGCAAGGCGCUACAGUUCAGAGGGCAUCGUUUCCAUACCUCUGAACCCAGGUAACAUCAAAACAGACCUGGCACGCCACAUGCCGUCCUUUCUACGUGGUAUUUUGAACUUGUUCCUCUACGACGUUGAACAUGGAGCACUGACCCAGCUCUAUGCUGGAACUGCCCCAGAGGCUGUAGAGUUGAACGGCAAGUAUCUCGUUCCUUGGGCCAGGGUUGGUCCAACUCGCAAGGAUGCUCGGGACCCUAAGGUAGGCGAGGCUCUAUGGGAAUGGCUUGAAGAGCAGGUCAAGGAUAUUUGAUCUUUUUUCGCUGAUGCUAAGAAGUAUCAUACAUACGAGUGUUUUUUUUGCGGAUCUUGAUGGAUUGCAGGUGCGAAUAGUAGAUACCCAUAGUUGUGUUUCCCGUAGUCAGACCUUGAAGAAGGAAGAUAGCCAUUCAUUCAUUUUCAAUAAGGUAGUUGCUUUUGUGGAAUAAUCAUGUUUUAAACUUGGAGGGAUUGGCCAUGGGCGAAGGUAGCCAGAGCAACGCCGAAACAGUGCGCAUUCAUUAUGACUAUAGGUGAACUACAUGUAGUAGGAAUACUACCCCAUGUCAAAGAUCUGUGAGAGAUGUAUUUUGCCUCACGAUGGUAUUUUUCCUUAGCCUUCGUGAGAGCUAGAUCUGAGGUAUAUUCAAAAGC
Messenger RNA from Suillus fuscotomentosus, 1561 nucleotides. RefSeq lists its product as uncharacterized. The transcript is spliced from 8 exons. NCBI's taxonomy places the organism in Eukaryota, Fungi, Basidiomycota, Agaricomycetes, Boletales, Suillaceae. The record is from RefSeq and is a predicted model, not a curated record. The coding region runs from base 246 to 1181 and encodes 311 amino acids.